This is a messenger RNA of Xenopus laevis (African clawed frog), 2290 nucleotides long. RefSeq lists its product as uncharacterized. Bases 348 to 953 code for a protein of 201 amino acids. The transcript has 11 exons. The record is from RefSeq and is a predicted model, not a curated record. Lineage: Eukaryota; Metazoa; Chordata; Amphibia; Anura; Pipidae.
CCAUAUAAGUGACCAAGUAGGAAAUAAGCAAAAGUCACGGCGGGAUGAUUAGAUUCGGGUGUUGUUGGUGCCCUGUCAUGAGUGCGAAUUUAGGGUGCCUUCUGAUUGGCUGCACAGCAGGACCAUCGCCAUGGAGUCAUCUUGUGAUGUCAUCAACCAAGUUAACCUUAGGGCCAGAAAUGACAGUUUUUUCAGUUGUGGCUUUGCAGUCAGAAGAGAAGGAGCAUUUUUCAGUUUUGGCUUUGCAGUCAGAAGAGAAGGAGAAUUUUCAGUUUUGGAUUUGCAGUCAGAAGAGAAGGAGAAUUUUUCUUUGGAGAAUAUUUUAUUGGUUUUAGGCGACGCAAGACAUGGGAAAUUACAUCUCUACGUUCGUAGACCCCAUCGUUGGCCUUAGAAGGAGAAGAUUUCAGGCUCCAUCAAAAUCUUCUCAAAAACAUCCAGCGAGACAUCGCAGCAGCGCUCAAAAGCAGAAUUUGGGUUGGCCGAUCAACGGCGGGGAGCCAACGAGAUGGAUAGAGCCCGGAUACCAUGGACCACAGGCGAGACCAUCUUAUUCCAGCCUGUACUCCACCCCACACUUCACGAGGAGCAUGAAGACCACAGCUCCACCUGUGUCCUCCUUGCUGUUUCCAAUGGAGGAGCAGAAGAAAAAGACGACCUCUGGCAGUUAUUGGCUAAGUGUGCCCCCUAUGGGGCCACCAAUAAGACCGAUGGACCUGACGGCACCACUGCCAUGUUUAACGAUGCCAGACUACUGGCAACCCAUUGAGAUCUUUCCUCUACCUGAGAGGGAAAGACCUCAGCGUCAGGAGCCGGUUCCUCCAUCAGCCUUCGAACUAAUGGUCAGACAGAAGUGCUUGAGAAUGGAAAGAGAGGAGCUAGAAGAGAAGCUGCUGCUCAAGAGGAAUAUCAACGGUACAGAAACACUGUUUUGGCAGAAGCGCAGAAGUUAGCUCGGAAGCGCAGGCUGAAUAGCAUGCAUGAAAGACCAGCUUAUGCUAAGAAACCCUGUUAUUCAGUGUCAUCGUGCGGCACAAGUUGGCCCUCGUAACCACCAAGUGGCUCAUACCACCACCACCACCAGCAAUUUUCUUUGUACGUAUCUCAUCUUCAAGAGAUGGUGGUGAGUAAGAAUAUUCCAUCAGAGAUGUCUUCCACCUAAUUCUACCAGCGGUGCUUCCCCUCCAUCUAAAAUAUGGUUUUAUACACAGGAGCACUCAUAAGCCACUCGGUAGACCCUGCAUUUCUUUUCACUCCAUCCCUCAGUGUGCAGAAGCCGGGAUCUGCAGGCUACCUGUGAUCUAAUGGAAUGGAAGGAAAUGCAGCAUUCACCUAGCAGCUGAGCGGUGCUCAUGUUUAUGGUGCCAUAUUUUUUUGGUCUCCCUUUUUCACACUGCCAUUUCACCAGCGGUGCUUCCCCCUACACCUAAAAUAUGGUGUUAUACACCUAAAAUAUGGUGUUAUACACAGGAGCACCCAUAAGCCACUCGGUAGACCCUGUAUUCCUUUUCACUCCAUCCCUCAGUCUACAGAUGCCGGGAUCUGAAGGCUACUUGAGGUCCAAUGGAAUGGAUAGGAAUGCAGAAUUCUCCCAGCAGCUGAACGGUGCUGAUGUUUAUAGUACCAUUUUUUUUGGUAUCUCUUUUUCACACCAGCGGUGCCUCCCCUUACACAUAAAAUAUGGUGCUAUACACAGGAGUACCCUUAAGCCACUCAGUAGUCCCUGCUUUCCUUUUCACACCAUCCCUCAGACUGCAGAAGCCGGGAUCUGCAGACUGCCUGGGGUCCAAUGGAAUGGAAGGGAAUGCAGCAUUCACUUUGCGGCUUAAAGACACUCGUAUAUAUGCUGCCAUAUUCCCUUCUUUUCCUUUACUUCCACUGCCAUUCCACCAGCGGUGCCCCCCCUUACACCUAAAAUAUGGUUUUAUACACAGGAGCACCCUUAAACCACUCAGUAGACCCUGCAUUCCUUUUCACUCCAUCCCUCAGUGUGCAGAAGCCGGGAUCUGUAGGCUGCCUGGGGUCUAAUGGAAUGGAAAGGAAUGCAGCAUUCACCUUGUGGUUUAAAGAGGUUCAUAUGUAUGUUGCCAUGUUCCCUUACCUUACCAUAUCCCCCCUCUAUUUCCCUUGAUUCAAUAUGGUGCAUUGAUCCUGGGAGUAAAUCCGAUCGCCGUUAAGGGGUCAGGAAGGAAUUUUUCCCUCUAGAGGUUUUUUGCCUUCCUCAGGAUCAAAUUGCGCAAUUUAUCUCAUAGUUAUUAAUAAAGCUGUGCCUUUCACAGAUUAACAUCAA